UUGAUUGUACUAUUUUUGUGAUUGUAUUUUUUUGAAAGUGAGAUGGGAAACAGUAGCGUACAACCCUCGCGUUGUAGGAAAUUCUCAGCCGUAUGAGAAUGACUGUGACUGUGCAGCAGGGAAGGAGCCUGUUUCACGAUGUGUUGUGCUGUGCUUUAAUUUCGUGUGGUUAGUUUUAAGCUAUGGCUUCAGAUGAAGCAGACAGUUACCCGUUACAUGAAUGUGUGUUCCGCGGAGAUGUUAGGAAAUUGUCGGCGCUCUUACGGACCCAUGAUCUGGCGAAAAAGGAUAAACAUGGAAAUACUCCACUCCAUUUGGCAGUGAUGCUGGGCAGAAAAGAAUGUGUUCAUUUGCUUCUUGCACAUGGGGCGCCAGUUAAGGUGAAAAAUAUUGCAGGAUGGAGCCCUUUGGCUGAAGCAAUUAGCUAUGGUGAUAGACAGACAAUCUCCUCGCUAGUGCGGAAGUUGAAGCAGCAGGCUCGAGAACAGAUGGAAGAGCGAAGACCUUCUUUAGUAGCAGCGCUGAAUCAGAUGGGCGAUUUUUAUAUGGAACUGAAAUGGGAUUUCCAGAGUUGGGUGCCAUUGGUGUCUAGAAUUCUUCCAUCUGAUAUAUGCCGUAUUCAUAAACGUGGUUCCUCAAUACGCUUGGAUACAACUCUUGUGGAUUUUAAUGACAUGCGGUGGGAGAGAGGUGACAUUAGCUUUAUCUUCAAUGGAGACAGGAAACCUGGACAAUCACUGACAGUUUUAGAUAACAAGCAAUGCCUAUAUCAGCGAGUGAGGUAUGAGGAAACAGAAGUUGAAAUAGAGGAUGAAGUUGAUAUUUUGAUGAGUAGUGACAUUAUGGCUGCUCAGAUGUCAACAAAAUCUAUCACUUUUUCACGUGCACAAACGGGUUGGAUAUUUCGAGAAGACAGGAAGGAAAUGGUCGGGCCUUUCCAUGCAGAUUUUUAUGUAAUCAAUGGAAUGUUACUUGAAUCAAGGAAGAGGAGAGAACAUCUGUCAGAAGAAGAUCUGCAAAAAAAUAAGGCAAUCAUGGAAAGCCUGACAAAAGGCAGCACGCAAGGGUUUGACAGUAAUGGAGAGCCAGUUAGAAGACCAUCACUGUCACCUCCACCUGAGAGCAAAGUUACCUGGGAAGAAUACGUUAACAGUGAUGUUGGUGCUCAUCCCACAUUAGGAAGGGAAAUGGUGUAUAAAGAAACGAGCAAAUCAUUCAAGGCCACAGUGGCAAUGAGUCCAGAUUUCCCAUUAUCAGUGGAAAUGCUUUUAAAUGUACUGGAAGUUAUUGCACCUUUUAAACAUUUUAGUAAACUUCGUGAAUUUGUUUUAAUGAAACUUCCACCUGGAUUUCCUGUUAAAAUAGAUAUUCCAAUUCUUCCAACAGUUACAGCCAAGAUAACAUUCCAGGAAUUUGCAUUUAGGAAUGACAUCAAAGCAGAGCUUUUCGAAAUACCUUCUCACUAUGUAGAAGAUCCUACAAGAUUUCCAGAAUUAUGACACCUCGACCAAAUAAUGUUAAUUGAAAUAAAUUACCGAUAUCCUUUGGUUAACAACAACACCAACAAACCUAAUGAUCAUAACAGUGCUAUGCCCACUGAAGAAAUCCUAAUAAAGGCACAUCCAUCAGCUUCUGUGUUCAAAUCAUCUUCAAAGACUUUAUUUAAAAAGAAAGACUUUGAGUUCAUUUUUUAUGAAAGUAUAACAUCUAGAUUAACUGAUAUUGGAAAUCAGUUCCGCAGAACUAGUGAACCAAGUAAUAGUUCAACAGAAGAGGAAGAACAUCAUGCUAAAGAUAUUGUUGUGCUUGUCAGUGAAAGGAGUAACGAAAAUAAAAUUUUUAAUGAAGUACAAAAUGCUGUUGCUGUACCCAAUAAUAAAAACCGGUUACCAACUCUUAGAACUCUGUGUCCAUCCACAACAGUCAACAGCAUACUGAACCCCAGUGUGACAGUUUCACAAUCAAUUGCUCUUGAGUUUCCAUUACCAUUUAACUUAGGCAGUAGUUACUCCAGUCACUGUACAUUUUAUUUGGAAAAGUGUGUAUCACAAAGGUAGGGGGAAAUUUCAAGUUUCUUCUCCAGCGUAGAGCUCACUGCAAGUGAUUUUAGUUUUGUAUUGUCUCCAAGUGAUUAUGUGUUUCUCACAUAAUCUUUAGAAACAAGUACUCACAAGGAACGGAUAUUCACCAAAGGAAGCCUACAACACUCCCAGAGUCCUUGAUGGUAUGGUGUUAAAUUGGAUUAUUUACAUGGCUGUGUUACUCAUGAAAGUUAGGCAAUAAAUUUCUUAAUCAAAGAUGUGAAAAUGAGAAAUGGAUGCAUGCGUGCGCGUCUUGUGUAUUUAUUGGGAAUUUAUUUUUUGAAUGGUUUUGUGACAGAUUUGUACAGUUAUCAUUUUAUAAUAAAUUUAGGCUGUUAAUUAAAAUUGAAGUCUGCACUGAAAAUGAUAAAUAUUGUUUAGUGUGUUUUGUAUUAUAAGUAAGUUUAUUAAACUAAACAAACAUUUUAUAUGACAAAUUUUGUUAACUUCAUAUUUUGGUUUGGAAUCUUGUAUAAUUGUAUAAAUACAAAAAAAUAUUAGGUGUAUUAAAAUAUUUGUUAUUUUGAAUAAAGUGAUUGCAGUGUGUUGUUUCUAUGCCUUAA
Molecule: messenger RNA, 2644 nt
Organism: Schistocerca nitens (vagrant locust)
Lineage: Eukaryota; Metazoa; Arthropoda; Insecta; Orthoptera; Acrididae
Product: ankyrin repeat domain-containing protein 13C
Exons: 11
Coding region: 183-1499 (438 amino acids)
Cellular component (GO): cytoplasm
Molecular function (GO): protein binding
Source: RefSeq, a predicted model, not a curated record